This is a messenger RNA of Lecanosticta acicola, 930 nucleotides long. NCBI's taxonomy places the organism in Eukaryota, Fungi, Ascomycota, Dothideomycetes, Mycosphaerellales, Mycosphaerellaceae. The record is from the annotation of a GenBank genome assembly.
AUGGCAACAUCCAUCGGCCGCCUGUCCAACAAGGUCGCCAUCAUAACCGGGGCAGCGUCCGGAAUCGGCAGAGCGAUAGCGUUCGCAUACCACAGAGAAGGUGCACGCGUCGUGUGCGCCGACAUGCGAGAACGCACGAAAUAUACCGGCAGUCGCGAAGAGGAUCGCACGACCCACGAGAGCAUCAAAGAUCUGGGCGGCAGAGCCAUCUUCAGCCAGGUGGAUGUGUGCAAGCCCGAUUCCGUCCGAGGUUUGGUGGAAGCGGCAGUCAGGGAAUAUGGUAGACUGGAUGUGAUGGUGAACAAUGGUGAGGCGCAUUAGCAUGUAGAGAUCGAUUAAGAGGACCGCUGAUGGAGUCCCGUAGCUGGCGUCUCAUUAGAAGCCCACGCCGGAUUUAAACCGGUAUGGGAGAUUUCGCAGGAUAUCUGGCAGGGAACGCAGGACGUCAAUUCCACCGGCGUCUUCCUCGGGGUCAAGUAUGCCGUUCAGCAGAUGCUGAAACAGCAACCACAUGCCAGCGGCGACCGAGGCUGGAUCAUCAACACAUCUUCCAUCCUGGGGUAUGUUGGCGCAGACCAUACAGCAGCUUACUGCGCGAGUAAAGGUGCGGUGUUGAAUUUCACCAGAGCGGCGGCAUUGGAUUGUGCUCCUCAUCGGAUCCAUGUCAAUGGUAUCGCUCCGGGAUAUACGGAGAGUUCGAUGACCGGGCCGAUUUGGAGGGAUGAGAAGAGAUACGCGCAGGUGGCUGAGAAGCAUCCAUUCCGUGGUCUGGGACAGCCGGAGGAUCUGGCCAAGGCUUGCGUGUUUUUGGCGAGUGAUGAUGCCCAAUGGAUUACUGGAGUAGGUCGAUUCGUCUCGAAUGUUUUUCCCGUUUUACUAACGUUGUCGCAGCAUACUCUACCGGUCGAGGGCGGUUAUCUUGCUCGGUAA